Cygnus atratus (black swan) is the source of this 8214-nucleotide messenger RNA. It is a transcript of the gene ADNP2, whose product is annotated as ADNP homeobox 2. The record is from RefSeq and is a predicted model, not a curated record. The transcript is spliced from 5 exons. Gene Ontology annotation, biological process: regulation of gene expression. NCBI's taxonomy places the organism in Eukaryota, Metazoa, Chordata, Aves, Anseriformes, Anatidae. Bases 2306 to 5515 code for a protein of 1069 amino acids. Gene Ontology annotation, cellular component: nucleus. Gene Ontology annotation, molecular function: DNA binding.
GUCCAGCUCCAUAUCAGCCUCAUAUCUAAUUGGAUUGCAGAUACCUAGUUUCCUUAGGGACACAAAUUAAAAUGGUGCAGAUUGAUACAAGGAAAAAAAAUAUUUCAUUGUGAGGACAGUCCAUCAGUGGAACAGGUUUCACAGAGCGUCUGUGAAAUUCCUCUGUGGAGGUUUUCAAGACCUGAAUGGACAAGACGCUGAGUACUAUGUUUGCGAUUUGUUGUGCCUGCUUUGUGUAGCAGGCCGGGCUGGGUCACCUCCUGGGUGAAUGAGAAUUGUUCUAAAAAAUACGUCUAAAAGGAAGGCAAGCAGGAACUUUCAUGUUGUGACUUCUCACUUUCAAGAGGUGAAAUGUUAAUAUUUUUACUUUUUUUUUUUAAUGCAGAGAAGUUAUACUCAAACAGAGUUACUUGGUGAACAAGUGGUAUUUACCGUUGGCUAGGAUGACACUGUCCUGUAUGUUACCUUGUUGUUUUGUGUUGAAAUACUUGUUAUUACUGAAAGGGUUAGAGCUGCAGUAGUGGUCUUUGUUGAAAAGCUGAAUGUGAUUGUACAUUGUAAGAUGUGAUUACAGAAUCAGCUAGGUUGGAAGAGACCUCCAAGAUCACCUAGUCCAACCUCUGACCUAACACUGACAAGUCCUCCACUGAACCAUAUCACUAAGCUCUACAUCUAAAUGUCUUUUAAAGACCUCCAGGGAUGGUGACUCAACCACCUCCCUGGGCAGCCCAUUCCAAUGCCUAACAACCCUUUCAGUAAAGAAGUUCUUCCUAAUAUCCAACCUAAACCUCCCCUGGUGCAACUUUAGCCCAUUCCCCCUCGUCCUGUCACCAGGCACGUGGGAGAACAGACCAACCCCCACCUCGCUACAGCCUCCUUUAAGGUACCUGUAGAGAGUGAUAAGGUCGCCCCUGAGCCUCCUCUUCUCCAGGCUGAACAACCCCAGCUCCCUCAGCCGCUCCUCAUAAGACUUGUUCUCCAGACCCCUCACCAGCUUUGUUGCCCUUCUCUGGACUUGCUUGAGCACCUCCAUGUCCUUCUUGUAGUGAGGGGCCCAAAAUGUUGUAGAUGUUGUAGAAAGGGAAGGGAACCUUCAGUGUUAUGUAAAACUUCCAGUGAAGUGUAUUGUUAUGGUUGUAUUAUCUACUUGAACACUAGAUGCAGGAAUAGAUCAAUAGAUAAAAUGCCCAGGAAAUGGUUGAAUGACCUGUUCAGAACUGUUGACGUUAACUGAGUUUGGUUUGGGACAUAAGCUGCUGUAAUGAUUAUUUUAUCAUGCCCUUAACUUGUUUCCUUUAUAAAAUGUGCUGUCUCUGAAAACUUAGUGGACUAGUAGUUUUUCGUAACAAUGGUUGGGUACAAUUUAAAAUAAAUUUACCUUCAACAACACAGGAAACGGAUCAAGACUCCUUCGCUAGAGUAGCUCAGGUUUAAUUUUACUGUAGUGCUUUUAUGUUCAAUUUGCUGGUUAAGAAUGGGAUGCAUACUGACAAAAGGUUGACAGAGUUACAGAUGGAAACAGUGUAGAAGCUAAGGCUUGAAGAAUGUCCAAAAUAAGAGAAAUAAAUCCAUAGAAAAUGAGUAUGGGUAAUAAACUGUAUAGUAAUCCAGGUAUUAACUGAGAGCUUGAAGGGAUAACUUAAAGUUGAAAUUUCAUGACCUUUAUGGUAGGACAUCACUGUAUCUAAUGGAUACGAGUACACUAGGUGAAUAACUUAAAAUCUUACUCACAAGCAGCUUGUUUAAAGACCAGCUGAAUAACCUUGUACAUGGUACAGAAACACAUCUGUUUGGAUUGAAGACCAACUACUUGAAAACUGGAAAAUAAUUCACCUGUAUUCAAGAUUCUCUUUUGCUAUUGUUUUUACUUGUCUUUCUCCUGGAUUAAUGGCUGGAAGUCACUUUUCAGAAAGUUUGCUGGUUAAGAAAAUUAAGAUGUGUGGAUGUGAUGUACUAUAUAACCUUUAUAUACUAAUAUUUCUGUUUUGUGAUAUAGACUUGGCUCAAGAGAUGUCUACUUCUUCAGUAGUGUCGGUGUAUAAAAUAAAGGACUGAGAUGAAGGAACUGUUUCCAGUGGAAUCUAAUGUAUUGAACCCCAUCUCCCUCUUGCUGAUCUGAGCAUGGUGCUCAGAUCAUCUGAGCAUCCUGUCAGCUGUCAUUAUCUGCAGUGGACCAUGGGACUUCUUGCCAAUGAAGAUUAGAAAACAAGACUAGCAUCUGUCAAAUGGGGCUCCCUCUCCAUUUCUCUCUACAUACCUUUCCUUUGGGGGGAGAAGAAGAGGAGAAUAGCAUGAAAAGUGCAAAAUGUUUCAAAUUCCUGUUCAAAAUCUUGAUAAUAUCAGGAAGGCUCGAAAAAAGGUGAAGGGCAUUCUUGUGGAUCUUGGGCUUGACAGCUGCAGGGAGUUGUUGAAGAAUCUUAAAAGUUUUGACCCAGGUGAGAAGUACUUUUGCAACACUUCAUGGAGUGAUGUCUCUCCUUGGGAGUCUGUGGGCAAAAGGAAGAGAUACAGAACAAAGCCGUACUGCUGUAGUUUAUGCAAGUUCUCGUCAAAAUUGCUUACUUCAUUCAAGAAUCACUUGCACCGUUGCCAUGAGGAUGAAAUGGACCAAGAGCUUGUGGUUCCUUGCCCAAAAUGUGCAUUUGCUUCUGAGCCAAAAAUAGUGGGAAAACAUAUCCGGAUGUUUCAUUCAUCUAAUAAGAGAAUACAGAACUAUACAGUCAGCAUUUUGGAUGGCAUGAAACAAUUCAGGAGUGAUAUCAUAAACUUCACGUGUCUAAAAUGUAAUUUUACAGACACAUUGUAUUAUAAUAUGAAGAAACAUGUUCUGAUGAACCACUUUCAAAACUUAAUAAGUAUAUAUUUUGGCCAGAGAUCUGAUGAAAGUGAAGAGAAUUUGGUUGAGCACUACUGUAAAAAAUGUAAUGCUUCUGCAAACAGCCAAGAUUCUUUAAUGUAUCAUGUCUUGACAGCUGAAACACACAGAGACCUGGAGAACAAACUUCGGUCUGUGAUUUCAGAACAUAUUAAGAAACCUGGACUUGUGAAACAAAUGCAUAUUGCUCCAAAGCCUCCCCAAAGUAUGGCUGCGCCUGCUCCAUCUUCAGGGCCUCCUGCAGCCCCAGCAGGUUCCAUCACAGCUCCAGCUUGCAUCCAACUUGCAUUUCCACAGAAUAAUCAAAACCAGACUGUGGUGCAGUCAAAACCAGUUCAGAACACAGUCAGAUCUCUGACUGUUCCAAGUGCCUCUGGUAGUAUUCCACAUACAACUUCUGCUCCGAUUGUUACCCCAUCACAUGUUACUCUUGUAUCCAGUCAUCUUCCUGUAGGUCAGAAUAGUGUUAAUAUUCAGCCAUCACCUUCUCAACCUAUAAUUGUUUCUCAUAGGCUUCCUCUUAAUCAGCCUGUCAGGACUGCGGCUGUUCCUCUUCAUCAUUCUGUUGGGACCCUAAGCAGAACCGUGGCCCCUGCAGUUCUUCCUCUUAAUCAACCUGUCGGGCCUGGACUCUUUCCUAUUAGUCAGCCUCUUGGUACUAUAAAUAGUCCAGUUGCAGCUGCGACAUUACCUGUUACUCAGCCUGUCAGCCCUGUGAAUCAGCUGGUUGCGCCGGGAGUGCUCCCUGUGAAUCAGCCAGUUGCACCAGGAGUUCUCUCUGUCAACCAUGCGGUUGGGAAUGUGAAUAGACCCACUGGUCCUGGAGUCCUUCCUAUGGCUCAGACGGUUGCAUCAGGGGUUCUCCAGCUUAAUCAGCCUGUCGCACCUGGAGUUGUUCCUGUCAGACAGCCUGUUGGACCUGGGUUUCUUCAGCUUAAUCAACCUGUUGCCCCAGCAGUUAUCCCUGUAAAUCAGCCAGUUAGACCCGCAGUUUCCCAAAAUGCAGCUUUUUUGACUGCAGGUUCUAUACUUCGGCAGUUGAUUCCAACUGGGAAGCAGGUUAAUGGGAUACCUACAUACACGCUUGCCCCAGUUUCAGUGACUUUGCCUGUACCUCCUGGUGGUGGAGUAGCAACAGUUACUCCACCACAAAUGCCUAUCCAACUAAUGCAGUCUGGAGCAGUAACUCAAUUAUCUCAGUCACCAGCUAGUGCACCCUCUCCACCUGUGCUUUUAACAUCUCAGAAUAUAUCAUUACAAGCUCCCCCACCUGGUCCUGAAACAAGUCAGGCUGUCAGACAGGCUAAGCAAUGGAAGACUUGCCCUGUUUGCAAUGAGCUCUUCCCAUCAAAUGUGUAUGAGGUGCACAUGGAAGUGGCCCACAAACAUGGUGAAGUAAAAAUGGAGGAUACGCAGCAACCUGACAAACUUGCAGCUUGUGCACCCUUUCUAAGGUGGAUGACAGAGAAGACUGUUCGGUGUUUUUCUUGUAAGUGUUUUCUCUGUGAGGAAGAGCUCAUGAAACAUCUCUUGAUGCAUGGCUUAGCUUGCUUGUUUUGCACAGUUACUUUCCAUGACUUAAAAAGCCUUGUGGAGCACAAUAAAACUACUCAUAACGGGAAAAAGCAGUUACAUGCAGAUUAUAGCAACAGAGGAUUUCAGUUAGGUAAUGAGGCUCAGGGUGACCUUGUAUUUCCUCACUUUGACUUCAGUACAGUGUUACCAAAAGAAGACAUCGGUGAAAGAGAAGUACAUUUGGCAGUGCUUGCUGGAGUAAAUUCGAGGACACUAGUCCCCGUUUACAUCAAAGUGAAACCUCAGGCAGCAGAAGUGAACAACAGGUGCAGCAAAAAAGUGUUAACCUGUCCCUUUUGUUUUGGAACAUUUGUUAGUCAAAGAACCUAUGAAAUGCAUUUGAAAGAAAGGCAUCAUAUUAUGCCAACUGUACAUACAAUUUUAAAGUCUCCUGCUUUCAAGUGCAUCCACUGUUGUGGCGUGUACACUGGAAAUAUGACUCUAACAGCUAUUGCUGUGCAUUUGCUCCGUUGUAGAAGUGCUCCCAAAGACAGCAACUCAAGCGUGAAAAUGCAGCUUGAACGUACUGAGAAGAAAGAGUUACUAUUUGUGAAUGGUGAAAAGCAUGAUUCCGUGAUACUUAAAAGAAAGCUAUCUGAUUCCUGUUUCAUUGCAGAAGACCAAAGGAAUAAGGAACAGCAGCCUCUAAGCUUGUGUACUGGCAUAGCUCUAUCUCCUGAAGAAGAACUGUAUUCAGGGCUAGUGCCUUUCAAACGACAGAAGAUUAAUAGGACUGAGAUAAAGAAAAUUCCUUCCAGUGAGGAUCUGCAUAUUCUAGCAGUAGAUCCUAAACAAUAUGAUCACAAUUCAUAUGAUGCUCAGAAACAGUUUUUGACAGACUACUUUCAUGAGAGGCCCUAUCCUUCAAAAAAAGAGUUGGAAUUGCUAUCCUCGCUGCUGUAUGCUUGGAAAAUUGAUGUUGCGUCAUUUUUUGGGAAAAGGAGGAAUACGUGCUUAAAGGCAAUAAAUAAUCACAAACCAUCUGUGCUGCUGGGUUUCAGUAUGUCUGAACUAAAAAACAUUAAGCACCGUUUGAAUAUAAAAGAUGAAGUGUUAGAUAUGUAAACAAGCUUUUUAUAACAACUAAAAGCAAUCCAUAAUUGCGUACUUAACAAUUUUGCAAUUUAUUAUAAUGAAAUAUUUGUUUUAACUUGCAGACUGGCCUGUUGAAGGGUUGCAGUAGUACAGAAAGUCUCAUUCAGUUGUGACUGUUAUUGUGAAAGGCACACAUAGUUGUGUAUUUGAAACAGCUAAAACCUUCAGAUUUACACUUCUGGAAUUUGUUUUAGCUUUUUACUUUUUUUGGAGUGUUUUUUUUUGUUUGUUUCCCUUUUUCCUCCUCCAGGCUCCCAUUAGACUUUUUAUACCACCAUGUAAAACUUUUUGUGCUGUUAAAUACAAAUUUUAUUUUAUUUUUCUGCAAUGUCAUCAUCUUUUCUAAACAAUAAAAUGUAUAAUGUUUAAAAUACUGAGGUAAACUAGAUGAAAUACAUCUAUUUGAUUAUUUGUAUUUUUUAGUCCUUGUAAUUUUUAAACUUUUUUUUUUUAAUCUGCUGAAGAACUGCUUAUAGCCUUUACAUCCAUUGGUCCCUUCAAAUUCUGAAUGUGCUGGUAGCAAUAAAGUCCCUGGCAUUCUCUUUUCUCAAUCGUAAUAACACCUGUGCCAGUGAAGUCUGGUGACUCAUAAUACCUAACUAGUAUUAAUGUGGUGGGGAUUUGAGGGGCUGGAGGUGCUUACUGAAGUGUUACAGUUAACUGACUUGAAAUGGUUGUGUUUAUUAUCUGUUAAAUAGAUCUUGCUAACCAGAACUGUUUACUCUUUUUUUGUUGGUGUUGAAACCUGGUUGUUUAAAUGCUGUUCAAAGCUUGGUACCAGCAUUUAGUUUUUCCUCUUUCAAAAAGCAAAACUGCUUUGGAUUGUGUCACAUUGCUCUGAUAGUGUGGAAUAUGACUUCCAUGCACAUAACUGAUCUCUAGAAGCCCUAUCCAAGUAUCACUGAAGUUUGGUGAAAAAUCUGAUUUUUACUUCCAUUUUAAGUGGGUGUUGCAUGAGGUAGUAACUGAGCAGUGCUUCUUCCCCAGCAAAUUAAGUAUAUCUUUAAGUGAGGUGAGGAAUAAUACAAACACAAACCGGUUGAAUAGGCGGCAUUAAGACUCUGAAUUGCCCGUUUUCUGAAACAGAGCUAUAUAUAUAUAUAUAUAUAUAUAUAUUGAUUAUUUUUAUUACAGAGAGCAUAAGAAUGGUAUAAAACUCCAAUAGAUUAUCUUGUUCAGUAUGAUUUAAUAUCCCUACUACAGGAAAGUUGGUUAUAACAAAUUGUAUGUUGAAUUAUUGGUGGUUACACUGAGGUCUUUAGUUUUGUUCCUUUUUUCUGGAUAUGCUUGGUUUCAGCUGGCUUGUAAGACAGUGCUUCCAAAAUUCAUGAAUAGCCAGUCAUGUAAUAACCUAUAAUUUUUAUUAUUUUCCUUCCUCCCCCUCGUCUUUCCUAGAAGACAAAAAAAAAAAAAAAAGAAACUGUUCUACCGGUUAAUUUGUGCCAGUGUUAUAAGGAAAAGGUAAUGUCCCCAAGCUAUUUUCUAUUUUUUUAAAUUAAUAAGCAUAUGUUUAUCGUAUGCAAUAUUUUUUAAAGCAGAUGCAGGAUUGUUUUUGUGCUGUUUCUAAAAGGAUGUGACAUUUUAACAUAAUUUUGUAGCAGCCUACCUGAGGUUCUAUAAGCAAUUAAAAAUUCUAUUUUUGAUACAAUCUUGAUAUUUUCAUAUUGACCCCUUCCAAGAAUUUUAAUGUAUAUGUAACAUGCAGUUACCUAAACAGUCUAUUUACAAAAAUCUAUUCGUUUAAUACCAAAAAAAACUUAGUUGAACAAACUUAAUCACCUUCGAUGGGUUUGCCCACACCUGCCACCCUGCUAUAACAAGUAGUAGUGCAUUCUUAGAGUUUAAUAUUAGCUCGUUAAAAAGUCAGUGAAUAAACGGUCAAAAUUGAGAUUUAGGCAUAGCGCAGUUUAUAAAGCAGUUUGAAAGACUCUAAGUGAGAAAGAGGGAUGCUGUAAAAGUCCUGAAAUCUUAAGCACUCAUUUUCAGUCUCAAAUGUUGAUACUUUGUGCUGUGUCAUCUUUGGGGUAGUUCUGCUGAUAUCGGUGAGACUCCGGCAGGAAGGAAUUUGCCAGUGUGCAUCUGGGGAAGGCAUAUGAUAAAUGGUCGAGGGUUCACCUUUGAGAUGAGAGUGCUGCUUGGAGUGGGUAGCUGGGAAGUCGUAUCAGAGUUCAUCUAUGCUUGGGGCAUCAAGGAAACAGUCCAGUCUUACCAGUUUUCCUACGUAGCAUUUAGUGGUGAUGUUAAGCAUUUUAUAUAUUGGAUUUCAGAGUUUUAAAUAAACCAGCUUUCUAACCUUCUCUUAGGUGUGUGCGCAAAUAAUUGUGUGGCGCCCCCCUCUGCCCCCCCCAUUUAUUUAUUUAUGAAAUAAAAUAUUCAGGGAACUUGGUGUUGAAAGAGACACAAAAGUAAAGUAGGACCUAGAUCCAGAUGCUUUAGGUAGAUAUUAAAAUGAAAUAGUGCCUUAUAGUAAUACUGUGCAUUAAAUACUGACUGUUUUCCAGGAAACUGAAGUCUUGGUACUAAUUUGCUAUUGCUAAAUACUCCUUUCUUCAUUAAAUUAGGACUCCAAAAAUGAGCAACAAACAUACAUUUUGAAAUGUGAAACAAGUAACUGAAAUAUCAAAGUGCAGGUUACAGUAUGGUUGUGGUGAUCAGAAAAGCUGAAGACC